Stomoxys calcitrans (stable fly) is the source of this 1321-nucleotide messenger RNA. RefSeq lists its product as uncharacterized. NCBI's taxonomy places the organism in Eukaryota, Metazoa, Arthropoda, Insecta, Diptera, Muscidae. Bases 142 to 1320 code for a protein of 392 amino acids. The record is from RefSeq and is a predicted model, not a curated record. The transcript has 2 exons.
UAGACUAGACUAAACUAAUAGACUAGUUGUCUUUAUUCUAUCACUUCUACUUUUACAUUAGGUUAUGGGCCUUUUGUACUGUUUUUGGUAGAAUUGUCUCGCGAAAUACAACAAUAAUACAAGGUGCAUUUUUCAAACGCGAUGGCUUCAGCUUUAAAUUUUCCAUUCGAAAGGCUACGUGGACGUGAAAAUUUUGAUGUUUGGAGAAGACAUGCGAAGUCAUGUUUGGUAAUAAAGAAAUGUUGGAAAGUUGUGGAAAAAGGCGUAACUGGGGACAACGAUAAUGAAGCGAAUGAACUUGCUUUAGCGGAGAUAACGCUUAUGAUCGAACCCACCAAUUUUGCUCACAUUGCAAAAGCUAAAACGGCUAAAGAGGCUUGGGAUUCACUAGUACGUGCUUAUGAGGACACAGGAUUAACCCGGAAAGUUGAAUUGUUGAAACAGUUGGUGCAACUUAAGCUUGGCGAUUUUUCUUCAAUGCAAGAAUACGUUAAUGCAAUGAUUUUAACGUCAAUUAAGGUAAACAAUGCAGGUCUGAACAUCAAUGACGAGGUGACGGCUUCACUAAUGUUGGCUGGGCUGCCGGAAGAAUUCCAAUCAUUGGUGAUGGCAGUUGAGAAUUCAAAGACGCAGUUGACUGUUGAUUCUGUGAAGAACCUAUUGUUGCAAGAUGCGAAAUUUGACAAUGAAGUGUAUAAAGAGAUUAAUUCUGAAGGUGUCAAUUCUGGGGAAAGUACGUCAGUAGAAUUGCCAAUGGCGAGAGAACCAGAAAUAGAAAGUACUUCAGAAGAUUUGCCAAUUGCUGGAGAAUCAGAAAAUGAUAUAUUGGAUUUGCCACGAAAUGCUGAAAAUAAUUCAACAAGCAGUGAAGAUUUCUUUGAUAGCAUAAUGCUGGAAACAGGACACAAUGACGAAAAUUCAGAAAUCCCAUCGAUGGAACUUUCCGAAGCAGUAACUGAAAAUAUUCAAAUUCGACGUUCUGAGAGGAUAGCAAAUAGGCCUAAACGUUCAUUUGUAUUUAGUGCUUUGGAGUUCGUGUCUAAUGACCCAAUAAAUUUAUCUGAAGCAAUUUCAUCUCCUUAUUCUGAGGAAUGGAAGCAAGCUAUGAAAGAAUACGAUUGUCUGAUUGCAAAUAAAACUUGGAUUUUAACGGAUUUACCACCUGACAAGAAACCAAUUCCUGCAAAGUGGGGUUUUAAAACGAAAAUUGGUGCAAAUAACAAGGUAUUGCGAAGAAAGGCAAGGUUGGUGGCAAAAGGUUAUAGCCAAGAAAAAGGAGUAGACUACAACGAAAUUUUUGCUCCUGGGCAAGGCAUAUGAA